Messenger RNA from Bipolaris maydis ATCC 48331, 396 nucleotides. The record is from RefSeq and is a predicted model, not a curated record. NCBI's taxonomy places the organism in Eukaryota, Fungi, Ascomycota, Dothideomycetes, Pleosporales, Pleosporaceae.
AUGAUCGCCAUCUUCGGCAACGUUUCCGGCUUUUUGUCAAUGCCAACCAGUAUUUUCGCUCUUGGCUCCUGGGCUGCCGAGCCACAGCCUGGCAGCGUUGGAGCGUGGGAGCCUGCCACUUCUCAGCCUCUGCUAGGAUCCAAGUUGUGUACUGGCAAAGUACCUUCACCUGGAUCAUUUUCAUACGAGGGUCUGGACAAAGGCCGAGUGCCUGGCCUCGCAGCCAAUGGCCCUGGACGAGAAAGCGACGCUGCGGUUCGCAGAUGGGAGCCCCACCCAACCUUGUCGAGUUCCUGGCACACGUACUCGCUUGCCAAGGGCAGUGCCAUGAUCCGGAUGUCGUCUGUCCCGCAACCAAAAGAAAAGUCGCCCAGUGCAAGCAGCGUCCAUGACUGA